Molecule: messenger RNA, 2304 nt
Organism: Acytostelium subglobosum LB1
Lineage: Eukaryota; Evosea; Eumycetozoa; Acytosteliales; Acytosteliaceae
Exons: 1
Coding region: 1-2304 (767 amino acids)
Source: RefSeq, a predicted model, not a curated record
AUGACAUUAUCAUCUUCGCGUACUGCUGGUCAUGGUUAUGCUUCAACAUCAUCAAAUAGUGGCAACAGCAACAACAAUAAUAACAAGAAUGAUUCAAAGUCAGAUAAGAAUACAGCAUCAACAACAACAUCAGCAGCAGAUGAUCAACAGCAAGGUUCAACAGAGAAGAUCAAGAAGUUGUUGCAAACCUUUGAUCAAAAGUUUCAGAACAAUGCAUUGGAGUCGGAUCAGAGACGUGCGAGCGGUGGACCACAACAGGAUAGACACGAGGAGACCUAUAUCGAUGAGGAUGGAGAUGAGAUCGAUGAGGAUGGCCUUGUAAAGAGCAAGAUGACCGAGGAGGAGGAGUCAAUGAACGAGGACCUCGAGACGAUGAUUGAAGAGGAGAUGGAGAAUGGUGAUGAGCCCUACGCAUUCGACCCCAAGAUGAUGCGUCAGUUCAACAGGUACCAGCAGGUCGCCAUUCCCGCCGACAAUGUCGAGUUCCACCGCAACAUGGAGAUGGUCAACUUAUUCGUGGGCGAGGACGAGGACGCCGAGGCCAUCGACAAGGAGCUGGCCGGCCAGGACUUUGACGAGCUGAUCGCCGAGGAGCAUGAGGAGCUGUUUGAGGAGGAUCCCGAGCAGGACGAGAUGGAUCUGGAGAUCGAAGACGAGGAGAGGCGCUACAAUGAGGCGAUCAAGAACGGUGAGCCAAUCGAGGCCAAGUCAUUCUCGACGUUCGCCGCACUAAACUAUGAGCUGCCCGAGGACGCCACGCCCGAGCAGAUCCAGACGCACAUCACAACCAUCAAGUAUUUGAAGCAGUAUGGUAUCGACACGACCAAGUUCACGACGAACGAGCUGGCAUUCAUGGCGCGUCUGAGCCCCGAGGAGCUUCAGGAGACUGUCGACGAGCAAUUUGAUACGGUCGAGCUGGCCGAGUUGGAGGAGCCCAACUACGAGCCUGCCCUGCACGAGGUCGACGAGGAGACUGGCAUCGUCAAGGAGGAGAUCAGCGACGCCUACGUCCUACAUCAGCGCGACAAAUUUGAGUUUGACUUGGACGAGGACCAGAAGAAGGCCAUUGAGGAGGGCCAGAACAAGCGUAAGGAGGCCAGCGCACAGGACGGUCACAACACUCUGUACGACGAUCACAACGCGAGCGAGAACUUCUUCCUGGUGGAGGACGAGCGCGUCUAUAACGAAGAGGAGUUCAAGGCGCUGUCCGAUGCCCUCGACUCUGAGCCCCUGUACGCCUACGAGAAGGACAACUAUCUGGACAGCAUGCAAGAGCUGGACGAGGAGGAUCUCGAGCUCAACACAGACGGCAAGCAGAGCGAGCUGCGCACAUUGCUCGACCCACUCAAGCACCUGACGCCAGGUCUCAUGUCACGUAUGACUGAGGAUCAGAACGAUCGCUUCGUGGCCAGCCUCAAGUUGGACAAGUAUGACAAUAUGCCCGUCGAGGAGUUCAAGGCCAAGGUCGAGGAGAUGAAGGCCGUCGACCCCAAGUUCGCCGAGAGUCUCGUCGAUCGUUCUGAAGAGGUGCCACUCGUGGGCACUGAGGAGGAGAUUGAGCAGUUGCUUUCCGACGAGCUGAUGGACGAGAAUGGGGAGGACGAGGAUGACAUCCACGACGAGACCGACCUGUUUGAGUUUGACGAUCGCACCCAAGAGACCAUCGUCGACGGCGCUGAGGGUCUGGUCCAGUUCCAGGACUACGUCGACAACCUCUACUACCACGAGCAGCUGUACGACACUGAGUGGCACGAGCAUCUGCGCGUGCUGGGCACCGAUGUGGACAUGUAUCUUAGACGCAACAAGAAGAAGAUGGUGGCGCUGUCCAAGCGUCGCGAGCGCGCUGCCAAGUACCGCGCCGAGACUCUCAAGAAGAACGCAGCCAACCCCGUCACCCCCGUGUACAAGCGCCAGGAGCUGCCCAGCGGUGAAUAUGUAUUUAAGUCGACACACGCGCCCAACACCUUUGUCCGCAUCAAGCCAUUCACCGAGGAGGAGAUAGCACCAGAGCACGCCGACAAGUUCAAGCAGACACUGACCGAGUCGUACCGCACGCUGUCGGGCAACGGCUACUACUCACGCCGCGACACCAAGAAGACGAUGGAGAUGAUCAGACGCGCACUCGCCAGCUACAAGCCACACAUGAACUCACGUCGUCUCCAAUUGGAGAGUUCAGACAUUACCAAGGAUCCAAGAUUCGAGAAGCAGAAGAACCUCAUCGUCGAGCCAUGGAUGUUGCCAAGAUACAACCCAGAGUACUACAGUGGCGAGGACAUGCAGGAUACCGGUUCCACUCAACUCUAA